AUGUAUCUCGACUUCCUAAAGGACUGGGAUGCGGGGUACAACUGGGGGGCCGCCGGACUCGCCUACCUAUACCGUUCGCUUGACGACGCGACCCAGAGAGCGGAAGUCAUGUCCAGUAUGUGUGGAUGUGUAUGGGGCCUCUCCAUUUGGAUGUCGGGGCGAAUCCCGGUGGGCCGUCCGGAGAAGCUGCGCUCGCGUGCAUGGACGGACUAUGGCCAAGAUGAUGAAGAUGAUCGGAACCCGACCGUCGCAUACGCUUGGGACGUGGUGCGUGUCUACACGGGCGAAUCGAAGGCCUUGUACAAGGUUACUUGGCGGCCGUAUAGUGAUGAUCGAGAGUGGGGGUUCGAGCUGAACAGCAUGUGCAAGCAGGACCGGCUUCUCUUCCAGUGCAUCAUGCCCAUGAUUUGUGUCUAUGCCGUGGAGUACCACUUGCCACAGCGCAUUGCCGCACAAUUUGGUAAGGCGCAACACACACCACCAGCCGGCCACGAUACCGGUGGCUAUGACCUACACCUGAUGAGCAGGCAGAAGAAUCAAUCAAUCACGGAUUGGGAAGCCGAACAUGCGAGAUACGUGAAGGAAUGGAACGAGUGGAAAGGACGCAAAGACACGGAGAGGAGAGUGAUUGACUGGGACGAGUACGAGGAUCACAUGUUGUGGUACGAUGAUGGCAUCAAGGAUCGUCUGCGUCUGAGGCCCCAGUGGACGACAGCAGAUGCCGAAGACCUGUUCGAUGACGCCUCAGAGAAUGAAGCCUACAACAAGAGCAUCAGACAGCUUCAAGGUGGGUUUAGGGAGUACGGACCCCUCAUGAACAGAGUGUCUACGGAGCUGAACAAAAGCAUUUUUCAUGCCUCUGAUGCGCUUAGUGCUGUCCCUGGGACUCGAGCUAGUGAGAACAAGUUGAGGGAAACGGUGAAGGUAAUACGGAGUUCAUUUUCGUUAUCAUUGAAGGGAAACGGUGAGGAUGUUUUUCCUCCUACACCGAUGCGUAGCCUCGCUUCAUCGAGCCAUGCGGCCUCGUCGUCUAGGGCGGUUCAAGAUGACGAGGAGGAGAGCGACGACGAUGAUGAUGCAGAGGAAGAUGAAGAAGAGGGCGCAGAAGAAGAACAUGGUGAGGAAGAGGAAGAGGACGAUGAGGAGGAGGAGGAGUACGAUGAUGACGAUGGACCUCCAGCAACUCAGCCAACCCAGCGUGAGAAGAGGAAUGUGCCGAAGAAGGAUUGGAAGAGUCCAUCCCCGUUUCAGAAAGCACGUCCUACGGCCCGCAAGAAGACGGCGGCCGAGAAGCGAUCCAAGGAUAACGAGGACCGAAAGUCGAAGAGGGGAAGGAAGGACUGA
Molecule: messenger RNA, 1344 nt
Organism: Aegilops tauschii subsp. strangulata
Lineage: Eukaryota; Viridiplantae; Streptophyta; Magnoliopsida; Poales; Poaceae
Source: RefSeq, a predicted model, not a curated record